Molecule: messenger RNA, 444 nt
Organism: Plasmodium fragile
Lineage: Eukaryota; Apicomplexa; Aconoidasida; Haemosporida; Plasmodiidae
Exons: 3
Coding region: 1-444 (147 amino acids)
Source: RefSeq, a predicted model, not a curated record
AUGGCAAAUUCGAACAAAACAACAUCGUCCAGCGGCGUCGUACAAGGAGCGUCGCCAUCCCGCAAUGGCAAAGUAGAAUCCGCACCCAGGUCCUUCUUCUCCAAGAGAAUGGCUAUCCUUUUCAUUGUUUCUGCGUAUAUCUUUUUAAAGCACCAAGAUGACUUACAAGGACAGGGAGGAGAGCAGUUGGCCAAAGUGCAAGUACCUAACAGAGUUAUUAGAAGUUUAGCAAAGGAAACCGAAUCUCAAUCAGAAGAUGAGGGUGAAUUAGAGGAGGUGGAAUACGAAAAUGAUGAAGAUGCUGAACAAGAAGUGUAUGAAGAAUCACGGGAAUACGUAGGUGAUGAUGAGGAGGUGGAAGGAGAAGAAUUUGUAGAAGCACAGGAAGAGAUGCCAGAAGGAGGUUAUUCUGAUGAGGAAUAUGAAGAGCAGGCUAAGCUAUAA